CACCCCGGCACCGCCCCCCCCGCACCGCGGCGGCGGAGGAGCCGCGGGGAUGGAGGGCGAUGGGAUGCAGAGCCCGGUUGCCAUUAAGGGUAUAGAACGAGAGCUCAUCUGCCCAGCAUGCAAGGAAUUAUUUACCCAUCCGCUCAUCCUUCCCUGCCAGCACAAUAUAUGUCACAAAUGCAUGAAAGAAAUACUCUUUGCAUUUGAAGACUCUUUUGGCGAUGGAGGUUCUGAAUCUUCUAAUCAGAGUAGCCCUCGAAUUAAGAUCUCUUCUUCUAGCAUGGACAGAAUUGACAGGAUUAGUAGAUCAGCCUCACAGAGGAGGUCUUUUGGGUGGAGAGGAUUUGGUAUCUAUACAGGCAGAAAACGCAAUUCACUGACUCCUAGAUCGACUCUAUUUCCUUGUCCGGGUUGCCAGCGGGAUAUUGAUCUUGGAGAACGUGGCAUGAAUGGCUUAUUUCGCAAUGUCACUUUGGAAACCAUUGUGGAAAGAUACAGACAGGCAGCCAGGGCAGCUGUUGCUAUCAUGUGCGAUUUCUGCAAACCUCCACCUCAAGAGUCCACAAAGAGCUGCUUGGACUGCAGUGCAAGCUAUUGCAAUGAGUGUUUCAAAAUGCACCAUCCUUGGGGAACUGCGAAAGCCCAGCAUGAAUAUGUAGGACCAACCACCAACUUCAGACCCAAGAUUUUGAUGUGUCCGGAACAUGAAAUGGAAAGAGUGAACAUGUAUUGUGAAAUCUGCAGAAGACCUGUUUGUCAUCUUUGUAAACUGGGUGGAUGUCAUGCAAACCACAGAGUAACAACCAUGAGCACUGCCUACAAAACCCUUAAGGAGAAACUUUCAAAAGAUAUCGAUUACCUCAUCAGUAAGGAGAGCCAGGUGAAAGCUCACAUCACACAGCUGGAUCUGCUGCUGAAAGAAACAGAGUGCAAUAGUGAAAGAGCUAAAGAAGAAGCAACUCAGAGCUUUGAGAAAUUGUUUCAUGUCUUGGAAGAGAAGAAAACUGCAGCUCUUAUGGCAAUUGAAGCUUCUAAGAAUUUAAGGCUGGAAAAAUUGCAGACGCAAACAGAAGAAUAUCAGGGGCUUCUUGAAAAUAAUGGCCUUGUAGGAUAUGCUCAAGAAGUGCUUAAAGAAACUGAUCCAUCUUGUUUUGUUCAAACAGCAAAACAACUUCAUGUCAGAAUCCAGAAAGCUACUGAAUCUUUGAAGAGCUUCCGGCCAGCCGCUGAAACUACUUUUGAAGACUUUAUAGUGGACAUAGCCAAGCAAGAGGAGGUCCUUGAUGUCUUGUCCUUCCAUUCCAAUGGUAUAGAAAUACCAGAAAUCAAUGAAGAGCAGAGCAGGAUGUACAACAAAGCUCUGAUCAGUUGGGAAUACCCUGGGAAGACAGACUUGGCUGAUGUCUUUGUUCUUGAAUAUCACAAGCUUAAUAGAGAAGAGGACAGUGUGACGUGGAAGGAGGUUGAAGUUUACGGCAAGAGCAAAGUAAUAUCUGAUCUUGAUGAUGACAGCAGCUAUGCCUUUAGAGUUCGAGGAUAUAAAGGGUCUAUCUGUAGCCCUUGGAGCAGAGAAGUUGUUUUGCGUACGCCUCCAGCUCCAGUUUUCAGCUUUCUUUUUGAUGACAAAUGUGGGUACAACAGUGAACACCUCCUGCUGAACCCAAGAAGAACAUCUGUGGAGAGCAGGGCUGGUUUUCCACUACUGUUGGGAUCUGAGCGCAUGCAGGUCGGAUGCUACAUAACCCUGGAUUACAUCAUUGGUGACACUGGAAUUGCCAAAGGAAAGCACUUCUGGGCUUUUCGUGUGGAAGCUUAUUCGUACCUGGUGAAAGUGGGAGUUGUUUCUAGCAACAAGAUGCAGAAAUUGUUCCAUAAUACCCACGAUACGACCAGCCCAAGGUACGAUCAAGACAGUGGUCAUGACAGUGGGAGUGAAGAUGCCUUCUUUGACUCAUCGCAGCCUUUCACACUGGUCACUUUAGGCAUGAAGAAAUUCUUUAUUCCCACGACACCUGCUGCUCCCAAGGAUCCAGCAAGCAGAAUCCUUCCCCUGCCGUCAUGCUUGGGCAUCUGCCUCGACUGUGACAAAGGCAGGGUGGGGUUUUACGAUGCAGGGCGUAUGAAAUGCCUUUAUGAGUGCGAGGUGGACUGUUCCGGCAUGAUGUACCCAGCAUUUGCCUUAAUGGGUGGCGCGGCAGUUCAUCUGGAAGAAGCCGUCACAGAAAAGUAUGAGGAGUACAAUGACGACAUCUAGUGCAGUAAUCUCUUCCUAUUGCUGUUCUGAGGUGGAAGAUGAGAACAGAAGAAAUCUACCAGAGUUUUCAGUCCUGGUUAAUUAAAUUAUAGCUGUGUAUUGCUCACAGACCUCUGGGCCACCUUUUUUUUUGAACAAACAGUCCAGACACUUCCCACACCAGUGGGAAAUGUUCUUCCAGGAGCUCUCCUGCCUUUCGUGUGAUCUGUGCGAUGCUUUUCUCCACAGAAUUUCUUCCCGGGGGAAGCAGGGAAGAAGUUUAACUAGCAACCAAAAUUACUCUCUGGGGGUAGAAAUCUACCUUUUACGUAAGUUAAAUCCUUACCUAGUCAGUUUUGCAUUUAAUGAAGUCAAAGCUGACAGCGUGUGAUUGCCAUUCUGCUUUUAAGAAUUCUGCCUGGAUGCCUCUAAAGCAUCAAAUGUCUUUCAAUUAACCCCUGAGCAGCAGGGAUUGGGCCUUUCAGCACAAAAUAAUGUUUGCAAAAAUACAAUAUAAUGCAGGGAGAAAUCAGAACUGCAGAUGAAUAUUUGGAUUGUAUUUGGAAAGAGAAGGGUAAGAUAGAAUCUGAUUGCAUGUCAUAUACCUUUAAUGUGACUGUGAGUUAGAGCUCUUAAUUCUGACAUCUGGUGUCAUAUAGUUGAUGGCUUAAUGGUAAGUUUCUUUACUCUUCUGGGCUUUUACUAUAGGAUAUAUAAACUAUAUAAAGUGCAAUUUGACCUUAAACAUCAGACUUAAGAGUCUAAAAUCAGAAGAGUUUGCAUGUGUGAAUAUAGUAACUGGUAUUUAUGCAAAAGCAAAUGAGUUAUUGACAUGAGUAAUAACACGUGAACUUCUAAAAAAAUCAGGUAUUUCUUUUAAUACUUGUUUCUAUAAGUUAAUUUUUUGAUCUAGUAGCAGAUUGUUUUUUUUAGUAAGAAUGUUAAAAAUGCACUGAUUAAGUUUUGAGACCCAACUUCUGCCUUAAAAGAUGUCUCCCCUCAAAUUUCUGUUCCUCUCAUGUUAAAAGCUAUAUCACAGUUCUUUUUCUUAGAAUCACUGAACCACAGAAGAGUUUCAAUAGGAAGGGACCUUUAAAGAUCAUCAAGUCCAACCACCCCCAUGGUCAAGGACAUGUUUCACUAGAUCAAGUGGCUCAAGUCUCUGUCCAACCUGACACUGAGCACCGCCAGGGUUGGAACAUCCACAGCUUCUCUGGGCAACCUAUGCCAGGGUCUCACCACCCUCAUUGUUAGAAUUUUCUUCCUUAUAUGCAAUCUAAAUCAAUCCACUUUCAAUUUAAAACCGUUGCCCCUUGUCCUGUUUCUACAGGGCCUGGUAGAAAGUUUCUCUCCACAUUUCCUUUAAGCCCUCUUUAUGUAUUGAAAGGCCACAAUGAAGUGUCCCUGAAGCCUUCUCUUCUCCAGGCUGAGCAGCCCCAACUCUCUCAGCCUUUCUUCACAGGAGAGGCCUUCCAUCCGUUUUUAUACUGGAUGCCCCAGAGCAUAAUGCGUUACUCUAGGUGGGGUCUCGGGAGAGCAGAAUGGGAGAGUCACCCCCCUUGCCCUGCUGGCCACCCAGCAGCCCAGGAUACAGUUGGCUACAAGCACACAUUGCCGGUUCAUGUCAAAAUUUCCACCCACAGAUAAGCUCUUCCUCUCCCCUGUCUGUAUUGAUACUGAGGAUUGACCAGACCCAGAUGCAGGACCUUGUGCUUGGCAUUAGUGAUCCUCAUGAGGUUCGCGUUGGUCUACUCUUCAAGCCUAUCAAGGUCUCUCUGGAUGUCAUCCCUUCCCUCUAGCAAAUGAACUGCUCAGUUUCGUGUCUCACUGUCUGUGUUGUUAAUGAAGAUAUAAUAUUGGUGCCAGUACGGACCCUUGAAGGAUGCCACUCGUUGCUGGUUUCUACUUGAACGUUGAGCUAUUGACUGUAACUCUUUGGAUGCAGCCAUCCAGCCAAUUCCUUAUUCAUUGAAUAGUCCAUCCAUCAAACCCGUAUCUCUCAAAUUUAGAGGUAAGAAAGUUGUGGGGAUUGUAUCAAAGGCCUUACAGAAGUCCAGGUAUGUGACAUCUGUAGCUCUUCCCUUGUCCACUGAUGCAGUCAACUCCAUUACAGAAGGCCACGAGAUCAGUCAGGUAUGAUUUGCCAUUGGUGAACCCAUGUUGGCUGUUUCUAAUGGCCUCCCUGUCUUCCAUAUGUUUUGACAUAUCUUCCAGGAGGAUCUGUUGCUGAUCGUACUGGGCGUGGAGGUGGACUGCAUCUGUUUGUAGAAAUCUGUGUAAAAAAAACUUCGGGGUACUUGCACUGUUAACUUGUGUUGUGGAAAAAUGAGGAUCUAAAGUGAAGGAUGUUUCUAAUACAUACUUGGUGCUUUCUAAUUUGGGGAUAUGCUUUCUAAUUUGGGGAUAGUGUUGCAUCUUGAUGAAUGUGUGUGAAGUAUGCUUAAUAAGUACAUGUAUACAGCUGUAGAGCUAUGAAACGGGACCUGAAAAUCACAAUACACUUAAAUGAAUGUAGGUCAUAACGCAAAACCUUUUUGUGCUUUGCUGUCUGAACUGUCCCUACUGAUCUGACCUGGAGUCCACCCCUCCCAGUGUCCUCUCUCCAAAGCCUCUGUCUGAUGUCCACAUUCAGAAGAAAUUGUCAGAAAUGAUAAUUGGCAGAGUCAUCUGUGCCGAGGUGAGCACAACAGCUCUUUAGAGUCUAGGAAGGCCCAGCAGGGGCAGCUUCUCCUCCGAGUCUCGCCUGCAAAUGUUUCUGCCUUAGUGAGGUUGUGCAGAAGUGUGUUCCACAGCUUCAUUGUAUGCGUGUGUGAGAAACACUUUGGUGUCCCAGGCAUCAGAUGUGAAGCAAGGGGAACCUUCUGGAACUUUCUCCUGCAGGAGAAAUGGUAAAUUGUCCCUUGCUUAUUAUCCUUUAGGUCUUUUAUAUUUGUAAAUGGUUGUCAUAGCCUUUCUUUCCCUUUAUGUCCUCCCUUUCAUGUUUCAUCUUGCUGGAUGGAAGCCAUUCUGUCCUGGUGAGCAUCCUGCUUCUCCUCUUUCUCUUCUCGUCUUCUGAGGCUGACUGGAGGACCCCUCCAUACAGACAGUCUGUUGCUGUGAAGAACGACAGAAUUCUGGGGUUUCCUUCUUUCCAUAGUCCUAAAAACCAUAUUUGCCUUUUUGGUUGAUACUGUGUGUUGCAGUGACAUUUACAAAGUUUAUUCUGCAAUAUUUGCCACACGGUCGUCAUGGUUGGUUAUAAACAAGCUGUGCACAGAGUUUCUCCACCUCUUGUUAUUUUCCAUUUUUUAGUGUUGAGUUUCUUCUUCUUGUUUAUCUGUUCAGUUACUCCUGAGGGCCUCCUGCAGCUUUUCAGUCACUUCUAGAGUCGAAUGUUCCUGAGUAGCUUUAUAGGUAACACAAACAUCAUUGUCCUAUUCUUUGCUUGAUUUUCCAGAUCUUGGAGCAACUUCAGUUGUAGUGAGACACAACAAAUCUCUUUCUGCUUUUAAAAUUUAUCGUUCCUCCCACUUUUUUUUUCACUCAAUUAUUUAUUAAACCGUAAUUAGCUAGUCAAGCACAGAAGACUUUUUCGUGUUAGUACACUCUGUUGCCUAGAAGACUCACAUUUUUGUGUGUGAGAGCCUACCAGUCAAACAGACCCAGGAGGUGGGAUUUGCUCUUCAGUAGCUGUGACUUCUUCCUCUGUACAGUCAUCAUUCAUUCACCAUUUGGUAGGUCUGUUCACCUACCAAAUCCGGUAUCGGCUUAAAGCUGUAGGUUAUAGGGUUGAACCUUCAGGUUUGUUGUUCCCAGACCAAAUCUCCUUCCGUAGACAAAUGUAUCACUUAUGAAUCCUCUGUUUCAGAAACCGCUCUAAGUUGUAGGUUUUAUGUCAUGGGUAGCACUCUACAGUUCCUCAUUUAGAUUUAUAAGCAUCUGGACCAACGUCACCUUUUUACUUCAUUAAAAUACUCAUAAAUUGAACACUAUCUUAGACGCGAUGACAGUCUCACAAACUCAUCUGUUUUAAAAAAGAUUAAAUUUUACUGGUUUGAGAAUGUAGAAGUAAGAAAAAUUUAGUUUUUUUUCUUUCUGCUAUAGCUUUAUCUUACAUUCAAUUAAGAUAGGCUCUGCUAUGCAAUUCUACUGGUCAGAGACUGCCGCUACAGUAACCAUUUAUGUACCUUUUGUUAUGUCUGUAUUUAUCUCAGAAUUCUGAGUUUGAAAAAUGAUUUGGUAUUGCUUGAAUACUUGGGAUGGAUUCUUUACAGUACUCUAUGGUGCUUUCUCCGCUUACUAAAUGAAGAAACAGUCAGAGGCACUGACAACACGCUGUCAGAUUUUUUUCCACUACACUGGAAGUGUCACCUUUCAUAAAUACAGUUCAGCAGUACUUGCCUAUCCAGAUACUUAUUUUUCCAGAACAAGUUUCUUCCUACAAAACAGCACUUUACAAUGUAGACUAAGCUAAGAACGGUGUGUUAUUGUGUGGAUCUUUGUGCAAUAUAGCUGUUUGGUGACUACUGUGUGAUUUGCAAAGCUCCAUGCAGGUGUGAAUCAUGUAGACACUUUUUAGGUAUCUAAAGCUUUAAAAAAAAAGGCCUUGUUUAAAAAUAUUCUGUAAUGUAAAUGUG
This is a messenger RNA of Cuculus canorus (common cuckoo), 6849 nucleotides long. It is a transcript of the gene TRIM36, whose product is annotated as tripartite motif containing 36. Bases 50 to 2254 code for a protein of 734 amino acids. The transcript has 11 exons. Lineage: Eukaryota; Metazoa; Chordata; Aves; Cuculiformes; Cuculidae. Gene Ontology annotation, molecular function: zinc ion binding; protein binding. The record is from RefSeq and is a predicted model, not a curated record.